Molecule: messenger RNA, 1384 nt
Organism: Danio rerio (zebrafish)
Lineage: Eukaryota; Metazoa; Chordata; Actinopteri; Cypriniformes; Danionidae
Gene: nkx1-2a
Product: NK1 homeobox 2a
Biological process (GO): regulation of DNA-templated transcription; regulation of transcription by RNA polymerase II
Cellular component (GO): nucleus
Molecular function (GO): DNA-binding transcription factor activity, RNA polymerase II-specific; DNA binding
Source: RefSeq, marked validated
GACAUCUGACCGAGCAGACUCCGAUCCAAAGACACGCUGUUUCCAGCUCCUGCAUCUGCUCUGCUUAUAGAAAUAGAACAUACAAAUCAGACUGACCUGCAAGCGAAAGAUGCUCGAAUAUCAGGAGUCCGGAGGGAAAGGUACAUCGGACCAUCGGAUUUCCUUUUCGAUUAUUGACAUAUUGGAUCCUACAAAGUUCACAAGUAAAAAGACAGACGUGUCGGAGAAAGAACGGACCUCAUCUUCAGAAAACACGGGAUUUGGAAGUUUGGAGGAAUCGCGCAAUGGGAAACACAGUGAUGGAGAAUGCGAAAGUACAGGAGAUCGAUCUGAUGACCGUCACGGCUGCGUCAGACUGCAUCCUCCUGAUCCAGAUGUUGACUUUGACUGCUCAUCCUCGCACAGAAGCUUGAAAUCGGGCUUUUCUCCUUGUGAAGAUCCGGAUGAAGCAGCUGAAGAGAGGAUGACUCCAGCGCCGGAUGAUGUGUCGCGUCAGCGGCGGCGCCGGUCAGAUCACAGCUGUGCAAAACCGCGGCGCGCCAGGACCGCCUUCACCUAUGAACAGCUGGUGGCUCUGGAAAACAAGUUCCGCGCCACGCGUUAUUUAUCCGUUUGCGAGCGACUGAAUCUCGCACUGUCUCUGAGCCUAACCGAAACCCAAGUCAAGAUUUGGUUCCAGAACCGAAGAACCAAGUGGAAAAAGCAGAACCCAGGUGUUGAGAGUUCCUUACAAGCUGGCACAAACUCUCUACCCAACAUCAGCCCCUCCUGCGGCUCCGCGUCUGCGCUCCACCCCCCGUUUAGCACCGGAAACAUGAUCUUUCAUUCUGGCCCGGUGCAUCUGGCAUCUUCUGCUGGACUCUUGCAUCCGUUUUUGACCGAUGGCUUUCUGCAGCCCGCAUUCUUCCCACCACACUUAUGAACUCUGCAUGGUGGAGGAAUGAUAAUAGACUGUGUGUAAAUGUGAACUUAUGAACAUGUGUUGAGUGAUCCUCAGUGGAAUGGGACUGGUCUUUCAUCAAGGGAUAGUUCACUCAAAAAAUGAACAUUUCACAUAUCAUUCUGAGUGAGUUCUGAGUUUCUUAUGUUGAACACAGAAACAAGAUAUUCUGAAGAAUGUUGGGGAAAAAGCAACCAUUGACAUCUGUAGUAGGAACAGAAAUACUAGUUUUAAUAUGCAUUAUUUGAAAAGCACUGUAAAACCCAAAAUGUUAUGGUAACUUAAACCAUUUGGGGAACUAGGUUGCAACAAACCAUUUAAGCUCAAAAACGAAUCCUAAUGAGUACUGUGAACUCAAUCUAUUUGAGUAAAUGAGGCAAAUAUAGCACAGUAAACGCAAAGAAAUAAGAGAACUCAAACCAAUUGAGUACUGUAAAAACCAAA